AUCACAACAAAGACGACGAGUGCGAAAAUAAAGUGAAAAUUCUCAUGCAAUUUAGCCGCCGUUCCCGUGUAAAUACAUUUAUUGCUGUAAAUAAGCACACACGCUGCACAAAAACAUGGAUUUGGGCGAUCCGGAAGACCGGGUUUUCGCGGCAGAGCGCAUCAUCAAGAAACGCAUGAAGGGCCGCAAGACGGAAUUUCUCGUAAAAUGGAAAGGAUGGAGUCAGAGGCACAACACCUGGGAGCCGGAAGAAAAUAUUCUCGAUCAGAGGCUCAUCGACAGCUUCGAACGGCAACAACGAAAGUCGGGUAAAAAGUUUGAACUUGUUCAAAAGAAGAAAAAGGCAUUAAGCACGCUGCUAAAGCGCCCCUUGAAGGACACAAAGAAGCAGGAAGAGAGCGAAAGUGAGGAAGACGAGAAACCAAGCUCAAGUUCACAAAUAAAAAUCAAACAGGAAUUGGACAAAGACGAGUCGUCAGACAGCAGCGACGAUGAAGUGCUUUGCAAGAAAGAAGUUCCCGCAGCUCCACAGCCCGAAGCAAAGAGAAAGGCCGAGGUUCUGUCAAAGGAAUCCGGAAAAAUUGGAAUAACAAUAAAAACUUCACCGCCAUCGGCGACACCAACGUCAGUGGUGUUCGCAAAGGAAGAAAAACUCAAAAAAGAGCAAACUGGAACGACGGAUUCGAGUUCGGCACCUGAGAAAAAAUCCGAAGAUUCGUCAGAUGCGAAAAAAAUAAAACUUCAUUCACCUUCGGACAACAACAAAUCGUCACUGGCAACGGAAAAAGCUUCAAAUAAGCCAUCCGUAACGCCGAUCGUGACCCCAACGACACCCGUUGUUCCUCCCCUCGCGAUAAAAACGACAAAAGAUGAACCCAAAACGAGCACAAUGCCACCACAAAGUACAACAAAGGAAGAAAAAGACACAAAACCGCCUUUCCUCCCGCAAAAUCAUCAGCAGCAAACUCAGACAAAGCAAGAUUCUCACACCGCAACCGCACCACAACCGCUUCCCGAGCCACAAACGCCGGCAAAGCAGCAACAACAGCACCAACCAACAGUACCGCCGCCACCUGUUGUGACGCCAGCUGCACCAACGUCGCCUUAUCACGAGUUUGCCGCACCGCGAUUGUGGCUGCCAAAGUUCCAACUAACGGACCAGAUAUUCAUCACAGACGUGACAGUCAACUCGGAAACGGCCACCAUACGAGAGUGUAAGACGGAGAAGGGAUUCUUCAAGGAACGCACAGCCAUCAACUCGAAUCAAGAAAGUAUUCCGGUGACACAACCGUAAAUGGCUGGAUCAUUCUAAUUUAACAGUAAUUUAAUGCUAAACAUUAUUUUGAAGUAAUAAUAAGCUCUUUUUCUAUAGAUUAGUACGUAAUCGUAAGACUAAAUAGUAUUUAUAGAAUAGCCUGAGUAAGCAAGUACGCAUAAAGUACCUAAUAAAUUAUUAUAAGCGUA
This is a messenger RNA of Culicoides brevitarsis, 1464 nucleotides long. RefSeq names its product polycomb group protein Pc-like. The record is from RefSeq and is a predicted model, not a curated record. Gene Ontology annotation, molecular function: chromatin binding. The coding region runs from base 116 to 1294 and encodes 392 amino acids. Gene Ontology annotation, cellular component: PRC1 complex; chromatin. The transcript is spliced from 2 exons. Lineage: Eukaryota; Metazoa; Arthropoda; Insecta; Diptera; Ceratopogonidae. Gene Ontology annotation, biological process: negative regulation of transcription by RNA polymerase II.